This is a messenger RNA of Diabrotica virgifera virgifera (western corn rootworm), 799 nucleotides long. RefSeq lists its product as uncharacterized. The transcript has 5 exons. Lineage: Eukaryota; Metazoa; Arthropoda; Insecta; Coleoptera; Chrysomelidae. Bases 181 to 699 code for a protein of 172 amino acids. The record is from RefSeq and is a predicted model, not a curated record.
ACAUAUUAACUGAAAGUAGCUGUGAUAGUGACCAGUACCAAAACUGCAGUAAGAUGAAGUGGAUGGUGUUAACCGUUGUUGUACUUCUUGCCCUUAGAAGAACUACUACACAACCCCUAGGAUCCUUAGGAACUUCAUUUUUUUUUUGGCAACAAUGAACAAAACAUUAUAGCCAAUUGUAUGAAAAAUGGACUAUCAAAAUCUGGAGCUGAUAAUCUACAGGUUACGUACGAUAAAAUGAACUCAUGUAUAUCCGGCGUAAGAUUAUUUGAAACUCCUAUGAAUGAAUUGAUUAGCAAAAUAGAAGAUUGCAGUCGUGACGCAAUUAAAGAAAGUAAAGCUUGUUUGGCUAAAAACCAAACUUAUUUCCCAGAAUACUUUUUGAGUUAUGCAAAAUCAAACGUUAAAUAUAUGUACGAUGACAAAGAUCUACUCAGUGAUUCAGAAAUUAUCUCAUGCCUAAAUAACGUUUGGAGAUACACAGUAAAAAUUGAGUAUGAUAGAUGCUUAACCACUGUAUAUCAAAAAACCGGAAUCAGUGGAAAUAUUCCUGACUCUCGACAAGAAUUUUGCAGAUACUACGUAUCAGCAGCUCAAUGUUACCCAGACACCAUUAAACCGUACUGUUCAAGUACUGCAAAUAUCAGCAAGUUCUUCAGCGACUACAUUAAUACUGUCAAAUCAGCAUGUCAAGAUUGAACUAAGCAGUGAAAGAAUCUAACUAAUUUUAAGUUCAGUCUCAAGUUAUAUGAUGAUUAUUUUAAAACACUUAAACGUUAAUAAAAACAAUUUUCUAUUA